Molecule: messenger RNA, 3764 nt
Organism: Cynoglossus semilaevis (tongue sole)
Lineage: Eukaryota; Metazoa; Chordata; Actinopteri; Pleuronectiformes; Cynoglossidae
Product: melanopsin-like
Exons: 11
Coding region: 1019-2749 (576 amino acids)
Biological process (GO): G protein-coupled receptor signaling pathway; visual perception
Cellular component (GO): membrane
Molecular function (GO): G protein-coupled receptor activity
Source: RefSeq, a predicted model, not a curated record
UGCAGAACAUCAGUGGUGGAGAAGACAACAGAACCAUGAUGACGAGGAUGAUGAUUAAAGUCCAAGUCCAAGGAAACACAGAAGGAGAGGUCAAAGAACUUCACAAGACACAGGUUUAAGACAUGAAGUGAGGAGCAGGUGAUGACACGGACAGGAAAGACAGGGAGGCAGAGAGGGGACAACCUGAAAUAAGACACAGGAUGGGAACUGAAAACAAAGGGAGGAACAUAACUCAGUUGGCAGAGGUCAGUCUGGACACUUCUUUCUCCGGAGUUCCAUCCAUUCUUCAAGGAAAAUGUCUUUCUUCUAUUUACAAUGAACUGACCUGAAGUAUUUGUCAAUACUUUUCUCUAGGUUAUUAGUCUUCAGCCUUGCAGUUUACGCACUGGCCUCUAAUGACAGCAGGAGACCUUAAGUCUAUACUUCAUUGAGUCAUUGAUUCAAAUGUCUGAGGAGUUCAGAUGGAACUCAACCUUCAGAAGUUUUCUUCCUUGAAUAUUGAAAUAAAUGUUUUCCAAUUUCUAUUUCCUGCGUUUCCUAUCUGUGAACAGUCUCCUCACAACCAUUUUUAUAAUGGUUCUUGCUCCCAUUAUCUCACUUGGAAACAUUUUUCAUUAGUUGGUGUUAUUGUACUAGCAUUAUAUACAAGAGCUCCAGGGAUCAUUAAAAAACAGUUCUGUUUCCUCAGGAAAAAUCCUGCUGCAGAACCUUCUUCUUUGCUUUGUCUAAAGGCUGAAAUGUUGCACUUUUUUCAUUUUCAUAAGAAGAAAGAAUCAAAAACCUGUUCCAAACUGUGGGCAGAUGAGGACGGGAAAUCGACAGAACUGUGAUGCACGGAGAAAUAAGACGCUCGAGGUGACAUUUGAACAAACACUGGUUUACUGAUUUUACUUCAAGAGCAGUGACCGUUUCUAAACACAUGCGUGCACAGACCUACUGACACAUUCACAGACAUCCCGGAGCUGGGAUUGGAUAGGACACGAAGAGAGGGUGAGAGAGAGAGAGAGAGAGAGAGGCGAUGGGGCUUUUCCCACCCCCCACAUCAGCUAUAAUAAUGGUUCCGUCAGAAAGCAGGGAGGUGAUAAGGACAGACCCCUUGAACUCUUUACUCUCACUCACACACAGACCACUCUCACACUCACUGCGCUUUCCUCCGGGGCUGAGGAUGGACUCACGGCUGAUGAUUGGACCGGGGGUUCCCACCUCGGAACCAACCGCACGGACGCCGUGGAACAUCAGCUCCAUCAGUUCACACCGGCUCAUGGAGCUGUCUCCGGCAGCCACAGCUGCCUCCCUUGUGCCGAGCCACCCGUUCCCCACAGCUGACGUGCCAGACCACGCCCACUACAUCAUCUGUGUUGUCAUCCUGGUUGUGGGCAUCACAGGGGUUCUGGGAAACUUUCUGGUCAUAUAUGCUUUCUGCAGGAGCCGGAGCCUGCGGACGCCGUCCAACAUUUUCAUCAUCAACCUGGCAGUCACAGACUUCCUCAUGUGUUUCACCCAAACUCCCAUUUUCUUCAUCAACAGCAUGCACAAGCGAUGGAUUUUUGGGGGAAAAGCCUGUGAGAUAUAUGCCUUCUGCGGAGCGCUGUUUGGUAUCUGCAGCAUGAUGACCUUGAUGGUGAUAGCAGUGGACCGGUACAUGGUGAUCACCAGGCCCCUGGCCUCCCUGGGUGCCAUGUCCCGCCGGAAAGCCCUGAGCAUUUCAGCUGUGGUCUGGCUCUACUCCUUGGGCUGGAGCCUUCCACCUCUCUUUGGCUGGAGUGCCUACGUACCAGAGGGUCUAAUGACGUCCUGUACCUGGAACUACAUGUCUUUUACCCCCUCGGCACGCUCCUACACCAUGCUGCUGUUCACCUUUGUCUUCUUCAUCCCCCUCUUCAUCAUCAUCCUCUGCUACUGCAGUAUUUUCAGAGCCAUCCGUGACACUACACGAGCCAUAACAAAAAUCAACAGCGGGGGAACCAGAGACUCGGCGAAAAAGAUUCACAAGAUGAAGAGUGAAUGGAAAAUGGCAAAGAUCGCUCUUAUUGUAAUCUUCUUCUUCGUCAUCUCCUGGGCUCCUUAUUCCUGCGUGGCCCUCACUGCUUUUGCUGGUUAUGGAGACAUUCUGACUCCUUACAUGAACACUGUUCCUGCUGUCAUCGCGAAAGCAUCUGCCAUUCACAACCCCAUCAUUUAUGCUAUUACACAUCCAAAAUACAGAUCUGCCCUCAGCAGAUACAUCCCCUACAUCGGUGUGUUACUUUGCAUUCCUCCCAGAGAGCGCCUCAACAGCAGCUUCUAUUCAACACGCCGAUCAACCCUCACCAGCCACUGCGAGAACAAAAACCACAUCAGGACCCGCCACUCCUCGCAGUCUGAGAGCGAAUCAGCUCGCAUCUCAGACACAGAGGACGACUCGUUACGAAAGCCGAUAACUCGUCAGUGGUCCGCUGAUGUCAAACAGGUGCGCCAUCUGAGCCAGAGAAUAAAGACUCUGACAAAGCCAGAGGACAUCUCCAUGUUGGACAUCAGUCUGCUGCCAACCAGACAUCUGCCUGCUGCUCUAAACACCCGGUCGGCCCACUUGAAGACGAAUGAGGUGUGUGAAUCGACACCGUCCGUCAUAGUCACUUCCAUCUCCAGCCCGUCGGUACUCAACAGUCCUCCGGGUUUUCACACCAACCACAAACCGAGCAGAACCCGCGGCUCCGCGGCCAACGAACGCCUGGAUGUGGCUUGUCUGGAAACAACAUCAUUGCAAUGAACAGAGGGUGAGAGGGUGUAACUGUGACACUUUAACCCCUGAAUUAGGAGAGAUUUGAAGUUUAAGCCAUGCCAGUCUCAGAAUCCAGACAGUUUUAGACUGUUUUUCUAAAGGUGGUUCUUAUGCUUCAAUAUAAAAGUGUACCUCCCUGAUGAGAUUUGUGAACUAAAAAAUGAUCCUUUUAAAUCCAAUGCUCUCAGAAACAACACACUGAACUGCAUUAAGAAAUGUUAAAACCCUCUGUCCCGUGCACAUAUAGAAUAUGUUUGUAUUUCCUGUGGUACAGAUUACCAAUACGACCAGGCAACACUUACCACUUUGUGAGCAGCGUACUGCUAACUGAAACACUAACUUUCAGUUUUUCAGAGAUUUAUUCAGAAAACGUAUCGGUGAAAGUUGUAUAUAAAUAAAGAUUUUAUUCUCUGUGGUGUCUGAUGAACUCUUCCUCCGUGGUGGCCCGUACAGUUUGGUUCCUGAAGCUGCUGACACCUUGACUCUGAUUGUAACGUACAGUCGAAUCUUUACACAAGGUAAUGAAACUUUUUGAACUAUAAAAAAAUUUAAGUUUGUUUCCCAAAGGACAUUUUCCCAUUUACAAAUGUUUAAGGUGUUUUUGACAUGUUGACACGACUGAGCUGAACAUAAUGAAAGUGUAAUAUAUAGAGUAGAGAAUAUGUAUUAUAUGUAAAUUCUCUUCAGACGAAGUCUUGAUUUAUGAAGUAAAAGUUUCGUGUUGGUUUGGGUUCUAUUUUUUUCUUGGUGGUUUGUGUUAUUUAUUUUUUUAAAUAAAGUUUUAAAACAAUGUGGAUUUGUCUCUUCCCCGUUUGGUUUUUGUGUGUUUUUUGAUAAGAAUUGAAAAUAAAAAAGUAAGAAUGUAAUAUUAAUACAAGAUAAUGAACAUUGAAGGCAGGAAUACUUUCAAUAAGGAUACAUUUCCUAUGGCCUCGAUGGUACACUCUGCAGGUUCUGACCUUUAAAUGCAGCUCACUCCCUGAACACUCCACAUACACUGUAC